GGUGAAUCAGAGACACAGAAAGAAAGAGAGAGAGAGAGGCAGGAGAGAGCAGCACUUAUUACACGAGUCUCCUCCUCGUCUCCACACCUCAGCUAACAAGUCGAGCGAGCCCGCAACUUCACCGCUGACACAACUCAACUCGUAAAGGACAAACAGAGGAAGAAACUCAUAGAGGCGCGCGAAGAGUUUCCAGAAGCGACCGUUGCCUGCAACAACGCGGAACCCACGAGGCUAUGGACAGAAGGAUGAACUUGAACGGCGGCGCAGGGGACAUUUUUCACAAAACUCUCAGCGCCGUGUCCACUAAAAAAAUGGACCCUUUCAGAUCGUCGGCCGGCAUUGAACUACCAGCCAGAGACCGCCAGUCACCGAUCAGCUGCUUUGACCAGACCGACCAAGACUCGAUUCAGCCGGGAGGACUGGCAGGAGGGAGAGGGGGGGCACUGGGUCUGCCGACCGGAUCUUUGUGCGUCAAUUUCGGUGAGAACGCCAACAGGACUUCGGCGGCGGAGAGCAGCGGCGGAGAGCAGAGUCCCGACGAUGACAGUGACGGCAGGUGUGACAUGGUCCUUCUGGCCGACGGGCGGACGGUGCCCGCGGGGAAAGGAGAAGGAGGUAAGAAAACCAAAGAGCAGAAAAUACUGCGGCUAAACAUCAAUGCCAGAGAAAGACGACGGAUGCACGAUCUGAACGACGCGCUGGAUGAGCUCAGAGGGGUCAUCCCUUACGCGCACAGCCCCUCAGUGCGGAAACUCUCCAAAAUAGCCACUUUGCUGCUCGCCAAAAACUACAUCCUCAUGCAGGCGCAGGCACUGGAGGAGAUGAGGAGGCUAGUGGCGUAUCUCAACCAGGGCCAAGCCAUCUCUGCUGCCUCGAUACCCGCCACCACUGCCCUCGCAGCUCCCGGCUUGGGCGCGUACGAGCAGCCGCCUGGAUAUCCCUUCCCCACCGGGGUGGCUGCGUCCUCAUGCCCCGAUAAAUGUGCCAUAUUCAACAACGCCACCUCCAGCCUCUGCAAACAGUGCACUGACAAGCCUUAA
Plectropomus leopardus (leopard coralgrouper) is the source of this 1040-nucleotide messenger RNA. It is a transcript of the gene bhlhe22, whose product is annotated as basic helix-loop-helix family, member e22. Gene Ontology annotation, molecular function: DNA-binding transcription factor activity, RNA polymerase II-specific; protein dimerization activity; E-box binding. NCBI's taxonomy places the organism in Eukaryota, Metazoa, Chordata, Actinopteri, Perciformes, Serranidae. Gene Ontology annotation, cellular component: nucleus. The record is from RefSeq and is a predicted model, not a curated record. Gene Ontology annotation, biological process: axon development; sensory organ development; positive regulation of transcription by RNA polymerase II.